Molecule: messenger RNA, 2085 nt
Organism: Monoraphidium neglectum
Lineage: Eukaryota; Viridiplantae; Chlorophyta; Chlorophyceae; Sphaeropleales; Selenastraceae
Product: aurora kinase, other
Exons: 10
Coding region: 1-2085 (694 amino acids)
Biological process (GO): mitotic spindle organization; protein phosphorylation; regulation of cytokinesis
Cellular component (GO): spindle pole centrosome; spindle microtubule; spindle midzone
Molecular function (GO): ATP binding; protein kinase activity
Source: RefSeq, a predicted model, not a curated record
AUGGGGUUUCUGAAAGAGCUGUUCCAGAAAAAGCUGCAGGAUGCGGCGUCCAUGGAGGCCCUGGAGGUGGGGCAGCGAGUACGCAGCGAGUACUCCCUGCCGCAGCUGCGAGGCCAGCAGGGUCAAAAGGAGGAAGAUGAUGGCAGCUGUAGCGGUGAAAGCGCGCAGGGAAGCGGCACCGCAGCGCCGGAUGCGACGUGCACUCUCCGCACCGAGCAGUCUGCCAAGUCCUUCAGCUACGUGCCAGUGCGCAAGCGCCAGGUGGAGGCGGCCGAGCAGGCAGCGCAGGCGCAUCACGCGCCAUACCAGGUGCCGCCGCAGGCGCGUGUCAAGUACGACUCAAUCAGCCAGUUCAGCCAAAAGGUGGAGCUUUACCGCGGCAGCAUCUCCACAGUCCUGAAGGGCGUGUGCGUCGAGACUGGCGGCAAGGUGAUCAUAAAGGCCUACCACAAGUCGAAGAUGCACCCAAAGCACUUCCACAAGCUGCAGCGGGAGCUCUCGUGCAUGCGCGUCCUCAAGGGCCCCUAUGUCGCUGAGCUGUACUCAAGCUUUGAGGACGUGGCGUGUGUGUACAUGAUCAUGGAGUACUGUGAGGGGGGUGACCUGUUCAAGACGAUGCUCAUGCAUGGGGGCGCCCUGGAGGAGCAGUGGGUCUGCGUGGAGGUGAUCGCCCCCCUGCUGCGCAUCCUGGAGAAGAUGCACACCCUGAAGCUGCUGCACCGCGACAUCAAGCCGGAGAACAUCUUCCUCACUGGGCUCGGCAAGUUCAAGCUGGGAGACUUUGGCCUGGCCAUCAAGUACGAUGAGGAGGUGCCCUUCAGCCGCAGCGGGACGCUGGACUACAUGGCUCCAGAGGUGACGGGGGUCCUGAAGAACCCCUCGGUGCCGUUCCAGGAGGGCCGCUCUGUCGACCUGUCAAUGCUUGCCGCGCGCGGCGUGGCGCCCUACGGCCCCCCGGUGGACGUGUGGGCGGCCGGGGUGCUGGCCUACGAGCUCGUGGUGGGCCGGCCGCCGUUCGAGGUCGAGGAUGAGGCCCAAACCGCCGCCCUGAUCAUGUACAGCGACAACAUCAAGUUCCCCUCCAGCAAGACGCCUCAGUGGGCGGACUUUGUGCGUGCCGCGCUGGUCAAAGCCCCGGACAGCCGCCCCAACGCGUCGCAGCUGCUGCAGCACCCCUGGGUCCAGCUCAACAUGCAGCGCGUCAUGGCAGACACCCACCGCCCCUCCAAGGAGCUGCUGCUGCAGGCGCUGCCCCUGGGGCCCCCGGCCGCCGCGCCCUCCGCAGCGGCGCCCGGCCCCAGGUUUGGUCAGCGCACGUCGAGCUUCAACGUCGCCAGCUCUUCCGAAGCGGGGGAUGCGGAGGGCGCCUCCCAGUCGGCGGCCGGGCCGGCGGCGGCGGCAGCAGCGGCGGCGGCCCCCAAAAAGCUGCCUCCAAAGCUGAGCGUGUCGGCGCCCGGCGCGCCGCAGCUGCCGGGCAGCUUCCCAGCCACGCCCACCGCGCACAUGGCCCUGGCCGGCGGCCUCCACAAGGAGCGCGCCUCCCCGGCUGCCACCGGCGGCGUCGGCGCGCCCUCGUCCUCGUCCCCUGGGGCAGCGGCUUCGGUGUCAGCAGCGGCGGGACCCUCUUCAUUGCACGUGCCGUCCCACGUCGGCAGCGCCAUGCAGUAUGGCCUCCACAGCCCCCUGCCCGGCUCCUCCGGCGCCAACCGCUUUGCUUCGGACCGCGCCGCGAUGCUCGGCCCCUCCAUCUCCUGCGACGGUGGCAGCCCCGGCGCCGGCCCCAGCCCCAGCGCUGCGAAGCGCCUCAGCCACCUGUCAGGCGCGGGCCCCGCGCCGCACGUCGCCGCCGCAGGGCCGUCCGCGUCCGCGGCAGCGGCCGCGGCGCGGGCGCACGCGUCGUCCCCGGGGUCGCCCCUGCGGCCGUCCCUCAAGGUUGCGCUGCCGGCGGACAGCCCCGAGCCGGAGUUCUUCGCCGGCGGCAGCGGCGGCGGCGACGGCAUCUGCUACAGCCCCAGCACGCCCGCGGCCAAGAGCGGCAUGAAGGAGCGGAUGAAGUUCUACUUCCAGCGCCAGGCGGGGCUGUGA